GAUCAUCGGGUGGAGGUGUGCAUGCUGAAUGAGUCGUGGACACACUGGCCGAGGUCGGCGCCCGAGCUGACUCGGCUGCCGGCGUGGUGCCGUGGUGGCUAUUCCGAUCCGGAUCAUCCCAUGUGCUACUACAUGCAGGGCUACGACGACAUCUGCGCUCCCAGCUGGGUCAUCAUCGGUACGCUCAAGUCAGGCUCGACCUCGAUGUACUCGUACCUGACCAAGCACCCGCAGGUUGAAGUCCGCGGGCCGAUGCACGAUAAGGCCAACGACGAGAGUGAGAACAAGGGCGCUCGCGGCGGCGGCGGCGGUCGCAAGGUCAAGCCGGUCAAGUUCAAAGAGGUCGGCUACUUUAGCCGGCCAGUCCUCAAGCCGCGGCACAAGCAGUACCUCUCGUUCUUUCCACGCAUUUCGCCCACUGAUGGGCGCUGCACCGGGGAGGGCACCGUCGGCUACUUUGCCGCGCCAUGGGCGCCAUACAACCUGCGCCGGCUGCUGCCCAAUGCCAAGCUCAUUCUCCUCCUCCGCAACCCGAUCGACCGCUCGUACUCGCGCAUCCACCACAUUUUCCAGCUUUUCAUGUCGCGAAAGACCCCAGAGCCGCGCAAGCCGGACGACGACAGCCCGCCGCCGCCGCCGCCAGCCUCGCCCAUGUACGGCUUUGUCAAGGACAAGGCCGCGUUCAUCGACGCCGCCACCUCAGUCGUCUUUGACAUGGUUGCCAACGCCACCAUGACCAUCGUUCAGGACUGCCUUGCCGAUGCCGCUCACCUCUCGUACUUUCACCUACGCGAGUGCUGGAUGCACAAGCAUGGCAGUGCGAUGGGCGAGGUGACGUCCGCGCUCAUCGAGCGGGUUAAGAAGGCUCAGGACCGCGAGGCCGGGCCCGAGGUCGAGCGGCCGAUCACCCGCGCCGCCGUAGCCGACGCCAUCGCCCGCGGCACGCCUAUGCUCGAGGCCAUCCUGCCGGCCAUCAACAAUGCGUUCAACGUCAAGACGCUCCAGCACUCGGUCUACUAUCCGCAGCUCACCCAUUGGCUCAAGGCCUUUCCCCGCCACCAACUGCUUGUCCUCCGCUCCGAGGCCUUCUAUGCAGACACGUUCGCUACCAUGGACCGUGUCACCGCCUUCCUCGGCCUCACACCGGUUGACUGGUCGCAGCUCAUCUCGGGCGUCAAGUUCAACGUCCUCCGCGACGACUCGGGCAUUAUCACACUGGUGCAAGAGCCGGCAAAGGCCUCUUCAUACAACGUCACGGCAAGCGUGCGCCAGCGGCUCGCCAAUUUCUUUCGUCCGUACAACGCCAUGCUCGCCGAACUGGUCGGCGACCCGGCCAUGGCCGAGUGGGAGUAGCCACAGAAGCAAGGUCAUGUCUCACGCAAUGACAGCCUUGACGUACGAGUCACUGCGGAUGAGGAUGCCCCGCCGCUCGAGCUUGGUCACGUCGCUUGCCACAAGCAAGUCGUACAGCGAGUUGUCGAGGAGCACGUCGCCGACCUGGGCGCACUCCUCACCAAGAUACCCGGCGGCGUCGGCGGCGGCGCCCACAGCAUCACCCUCGGCUGCGAGCCGGAGAAACUGGCCGUGGGCCAUGCCGAUGCCGAGCCGGAUCUUGUCAUGAGUGGCUGUCUGACGCGCGUUGUACUCUUGCAGCGUGUCCAUCAUGUCGAGACAGGCGGCGACAGCGGCGUGUGGCGAGAAAAGACCGCCUUGAAAUCGUCGCCUUGAGUCUGCAGGAUGUCGCCGCCGUGCCGCCCAAAGAUCGGUCGGAGUAGCGCCUGCAUCUUGUAGAUGAGCGAGAGAAAGUGGACAAUGCCAUGCGCCUUGACCGUUGCGGUAAAGCCCGACAUGUCCGAGACAAACA
Molecule: messenger RNA, 1864 nt
Organism: Thecamonas trahens ATCC 50062
Lineage: Eukaryota; Apusomonadida; Apusomonadidae
Product: sulfotransferase
Exons: 1
Coding region: 22-1353 (443 amino acids)
Molecular function (GO): sulfotransferase activity
Source: RefSeq, a predicted model, not a curated record